AUGACAGAUCAAGAAAUGACAGAUAUGCAUGAACAUACCAACAUGAUUGGCUCAGAUGAUAUGCUUGCAAGUGAUGCAGAUCCUCUCAAUGAUAGACUACCAUUGGAGCUCCCCUUAGAUCCCUUUGAAGGAAUGAAGUUUACAUCAAUUGAAGAUGUAAAGAAAUACUACACAAGUUCACAGUUUCUUAGAGUACAUAGAAGCAAAACCAAAGUGCAAAAAAAACUUAUUGAUGUGCUUGAUGAUUCUGGUAUAGGCCCUAGUAAAAUAGCAUCAGUGUUAUGUAUCGAGAGUGGUGGUGUUGAUAAUGUUGGAUUUAGCCAACAAGAUGUUAUUAAUUAUUUAACUGUGAAGAGACAAAAACAAUUAGAAAAUGGAGAUGCUCAGUUGAUGUUAUCGUACUUUAAGAAUUGUCAGUUGAAGAAUCCUGGGUUUUUCUAUGCAUUUCAAAUGGACGCAGAAGGUAAAUUAGCAAAUUACUUUUGGGUUGAUUCAAGGUCUAGAAUGGCUUACAAAUAUUUUGGUGAUGUGGUGACUUUUGAUCCAACAUACUUAACAAAUAAAUACCUAAUGCCCUUUGUUCCAUUCACUGGAGUUAAUCAUCACCAACGGUCUAUACUUUUUGGUUGUGCUCUGUUAUGGGAUGAAAUUGAAGAGAGUUUUGUUUGGUUGCUACGUACUUGGUUAGAAGAAAUGGAUGGAGUUAUUCCUAAAACUAUUAUCACUGAUCAAGACACUUCUAUUUCUAAUGCAGCUGCACAGGUUUUUCCAGAGGUGAAUCAUCACUAUUGUAUGUGGCAUAUUGAGAAGAAAGUUCGAGAGUACUUGAACCAAAUUUAUCAUGAACAUAGUAAGUUUAAAAAUCAAUUUCACAAGUGCAUUCAUCAAACUAUCACUACUUAUGACUUUGAUUCUUAUUGGGGAGCAAUGAUAGAUAAUUAUGAGUUGCAAGAUAACAAAUGGCUAAAGAAGAUCUACUCCAUUCGAGCAAAGUGGAUUCUUACUCCAUUGAGCAAGUUUGUGACACAAUAUGAGAAGGCUCUUGAUGCACGUUAUAACAAGGAAAGAGAGAAGAAUGUUAAGACAAGGAAUUCAAAACCACUUUUGCGCACUUUAUAUCCUAUGGAAGAAGAGGCUUCAAAAAUUUAUACACGAAAAGUGUUCAAGAUAUUCCAGGAUGAGUUGGUUGGAUCCCAAAUAUUUAUCGCAGAGAAAGUUGAAUUUUCUGUUCAAAAAAAUGUUUAUUCUCUCCCUUCUCAAUAUGUUCUAAGUCGAUGGACCAUAAAUGCUAAGAAAGACAAAAGUAAAGGACUUGCAAUUGAAGACCUUGAAGAAGGUAGAAACCGAGCCUCAAGUACUUCAUUGUUUAAUAGUAUUAUGGUUGAGUCUCUUGAGCUAUCUGAAAGAGGUUCACGAUCGAAAAAACAUCAUGAUAUUGCAAUUCAAGCUUUGCGGAAGGCGAUCGCAAAACUUGAUCAAUUGUUUAAUAGUAUUAUGGUUGAGUCUCUUGAGCUAUACUGA
Medicago truncatula (barrel medic) is the source of this 1521-nucleotide messenger RNA. RefSeq names its product protein FAR1-RELATED SEQUENCE 5-like. The coding region runs from base 1 to 1521 and encodes 506 amino acids. The record is from RefSeq and is a predicted model, not a curated record. Lineage: Eukaryota; Viridiplantae; Streptophyta; Magnoliopsida; Fabales; Fabaceae. The transcript has 4 exons.